Molecule: messenger RNA, 300 nt
Organism: Pipistrellus nathusii (Nathusius's pipistrelle)
Lineage: Eukaryota; Metazoa; Chordata; Mammalia; Chiroptera; Vespertilionidae
Source: the annotation of a GenBank genome assembly
AUGCGGGUGCACAGGCCUCUACCUGCCGGGGAGAGAGAGCUCCAUCAAAACUUUCCUUCCCCCCCUACUCCCUUUCCUACCCCCGCCUGCUGCCUGAGGGGCUACAGAGGUGGGGAGCCCGAAUGCUCAAGGUUAGUGAGGGUGUGGGGCAGCUCUUGUUGCCUGUACCCCUUCUUCUUCCCUCUCCUUCCCUGGAGCCACUGGGGAAAAGAGAUAAGAUGCUCUGACAACAUCUCCAAUUAUGAAACUAAUCUUAACCCUGUGCUGUCAGAUACUCUAUUUGUGGAGUCACAUCAGUAG